AUGUUUAGACCGUGCAGGCGUCACAAUCCCUUCCGGCGGCUUCUUUGCUCAGCGCUUGGCGGCGCAGGUCACGAACCAAUUCGAUCAGCGUCCCAACUACGUGCUGUCGAGCGGAAGCUAUAUCUACAAGGAGCCAAAUACGGGCAUCACGAUUGCGAAGGUUGUCUCACAGCUUGGGGGAGGAAAUGCCAUGCCAUUCCGUGGCGACCAGAUGAAUGUGCUCUACGCCAG
Molecule: messenger RNA, 231 nt
Organism: Symbiodinium necroappetens
Lineage: Eukaryota; Dinophyceae; Suessiales; Symbiodiniaceae
Source: the annotation of a GenBank genome assembly